Messenger RNA from Rotaria socialis, 735 nucleotides. The record is from the annotation of a GenBank genome assembly. Lineage: Eukaryota; Metazoa; Rotifera; Eurotatoria; Philodinida; Philodinidae.
AUGAUUGGUGUUCCGGAAUAUGAACAACGAGAACUUUGGCGGCAGAAGUUUCCAACUGGAAUUGCUAUUCUUUUGUCUAUCUUUCAAAUGAUGCUCACAUUGAGCGUUGUUGGUUGUGAAAUUGUAGGUGAGUUUUUUGAAUUUCCAAUGAUGAAUGCUUUCGUCGGAUUUUGGGCAUUCCCAUUUUUUACGUGCGCAUGGAUAUCGCUUUCAGGAGCAGGAUGCUGUUGUCGAACUCGUUGUUGCGGAAUAGCAGCUCUAGUUUUUCAGUGUUUAGCAAUUCCUAUAGCCUUGUGCGUAGUCGGCUUGGAUUUUUAUUUCUUAAAUAACCCAACUCAAUGCUUUUUCUCAUCUGAUUGCUCGGCGUACUUUGGCUAUUUUAUGACCAAUUAUAAUUACCUAACAGAUAUUUCAAAUUUGCAUGCAAUCAAAGUUGCGCUAGUCAGAGGUCAAUUGGCUGCUGGUGCUUUAAUGUUUGUUUCGUGUGUGAUCUUCAUCGUUCUGUAUGCUGUGACGAGUCAUCGAGUACAAAGACGUAUCCAUGUACAACAUGGUCCACCUGCACCAGCCAUGGUUAUUACUGCAUCAAAUCAGUAUCCAUCUACAAUUAUAAAUCCAACCUAUGAACAUCCUCUAAAUGAUGUUCCUGUGAUUCAGUAUCCCAACAAUCCAACUGCUCUAAUGAACACAAUCAUCUGUCCUAAUUGCCAAACACAAUUUCAAGUAUCUGUUUAG